GAUCUCUGGAACUCCAGUGUGCCCGUUCAUUGUACCGACUCAGCGGCCAUGCGCAAAUGGAUCCGGAGGAGGGCUGUGCGGUGGAGGCUGGAGUCUACAUAAGAUCUCUGCCCGCGGGGACUUCUUGCACUCGCACCCUCCAGACGCACUGAUUGAACGGGGAAAACGCAAAUCCAGGGCAGUCUGUCGGGUACCUCGGGAUCAUCUCUCCAGCAAACCCCCCACCACCACCACCACCACCCCACCCCCUCUUUCCCUCCUCUAAUGACUGACCAUCUCGGACCACGGAUGCAGAGAGCAGCAACGAUGCGGCGGCUCCGCUCUUAACUCGUUGGACCCCCCCCCACCCCACCAUCACCACACACACACACACACACACACACACACACACACACACACACAGCCAGCCCCCCAGCCCCCCUUCCCCCUCACUCUCUCGUUUUUGCCGGUUCUAGCUGAGGGAGGCAGAAUAAAUCCAGGAUGAAGCUCAAACCGAACCAAACCAGGACAUACGAUGGCGAGGGCUUCAAGAAACGAGCAGCGUGUCUGUGCUUUAAGAACGAACGUGAAGAAGAGGUUCUGCUGGUCAGCAGCAGUCGGCACCCAGACCAGUGGAUCGUCCCCGGAGGAGGGAUGGAGCCAGAGGAGGAGCCAUGUGGUGCCGCGGUGCGAGAGGUGUUUGAGGAGGCCGGUGUCAAGGGCAAGCUAGGACGCCUCCUCGGCGUAUUUGAGCAAAACCAAGAUCGGAAGCACCGGACGUACGUGUAUGUGUUGACUGUGACCGAAACCCUGGAGGCCUGGGAAGACUCUGUCAACAUAGGCCGUAAGCGGGAGUGGUUCACAGUGGAAGAGGCCAUCAAAGUGCUGCAGAGCCACAAACCUGUCCACGCUGAGUACCUGCGGAGGCUCCAGCUCAGCUGCUCCCCAACCAACGGAAACUCCAUCCUCCCGAGCCCGCCACCAAACGACAACUACCCCCAUUACAGCGCCAACGCCACCACACCCUCGACGGGGAGCGUGUUGGGCUCCUCCUGCAGAUAGGACUGCACCCAAACCUUUUGUCCUGUCCAGCUCGGACAGCUCACUGAAAGUCUGUACAGUCUUGCAUGAAUCUAAUGACUUUUUUUUAGAGUUACAGCUCUCUUGUAUGUAUCAUUUCUAGUCUUAGCUGCAGGACAGACCAAAGCCAUCGCCAGAACUGUGUCAAAGACUCACGUGACUGAGCAGGAGAAGCUAUUAAAGCUCAAAUCGCUGACAGACAAACUGUGGAUAUGGCUAAGUCAGGAACACCUUUCUUUUGCUGGCAAACACCAGACUGAUGAGCUGAAGUUUGGGAAGAGGGAGCUGCAGACUCUGCUGGCGUGACUGACCUGAUGAAUGGAAUGCCUUACAGAAACUUUGUAUGAAUGUUGCAUUUGAGUCGUUUUAUCAUUUUUAUUUUCUUUUAGCAGAAUGAAUAUGCUUUCUAGUUAAUAAAAGGGUAAUUGACCCCAAAGCAC
Xiphias gladius (swordfish) is the source of this 1499-nucleotide messenger RNA. RefSeq names its product nudix (nucleoside diphosphate linked moiety X)-type motif 4b (gene nudt4b). The coding region runs from base 481 to 1041 and encodes 186 amino acids. Gene Ontology annotation, cellular component: cytoplasm; nucleus. The transcript is spliced from 5 exons. Lineage: Eukaryota; Metazoa; Chordata; Actinopteri; Istiophoriformes; Xiphiidae. Gene Ontology annotation, molecular function: endopolyphosphatase activity; diphosphoinositol-polyphosphate diphosphatase activity; bis(5'-adenosyl)-pentaphosphatase activity. The record is from RefSeq and is a predicted model, not a curated record. Gene Ontology annotation, biological process: diadenosine hexaphosphate catabolic process; diadenosine pentaphosphate catabolic process; adenosine 5'-(hexahydrogen pentaphosphate) catabolic process.